AUGGCGUUGUUAAAAUCGUUAUUUAUGUCGGCGAAAAAUCGUGAUUACGAUCCAAUGUCUGAAGAUGGUUAUGACAGUAAAAUUCCUUUACACAACGACGAAGCUUUUCAACAUGGACUCCAAUUCAAUGCCAAAUUUAUCGGAUCAUUGGAAGUACCGAAACCAACAAGUCGGGUGGAAAUUGUGUCUGCCAUGCGACGCAUCCGAUAUGAAUUCAAAGCCAAAGCCGUGAAAAAACGAAAAGUGAGUUUAUCAAUAUCGGUCGAUGGAAUCAAAGUUUGUCUGUCGAAAAAGACGAAGAAAGAAUUGUAUAUUGAUGAAAAUGAUAUUGUAAUUAUGCAACAUCCGGUCUAUCGGGUAUUUUAUGUUUCACAUGAUAGUCAAGAUCUGAAAAUCUUCAGUUAUAUCGCUCGAGAUCAUAUCAAUAAUUCAUUUCGUUGUAAUGUUUUCAAAGCAUACAAAAAGAGCUCGAGCCAAGAAAAUGAUCGAUUGCAUAAUGAAGCAAUGCGAAUUGUUCGGACGAUUGGUCAAGCUUUUGAAGUUUGUCAUAAGAUAGCAUUACAACAACGACAACCAACUUCAUCAAAUUCGACAUCUAGUCCAACAAAGAUCAGUACAAUAUCGAUUGAAAACGAACCAACUCCGAAACAAAUCUCUCCGGAACAUCUCGAUUCGAAAGACAAGGGCGAACGUUAUUUACAAAGUGUCGAUAUUCCAUCGGUGAAAAGUCUUUCUGAUCCUUUUCAGUCUCUGACAAUUCCCGAGGAAAUUAAACCAAUAAAUAUCUUUCCAACACCCUUAUCAAGUGAAUUUACACUCAAACAUCAAAUGCAGUUCAUGCAGGAACAGCUACAACAGAUGCAAAACGAAUCCGAAUUGGCGUUUAAUCAAAUCAAAUUAAUCAAAGAACAAUUAAACAUUGAAAUAGCUGCGCGAAUUGACGCACAAAAUAAAAAUACACAACUACUUCAACGUAAUCGUGAAUUAUUAACUCAUAUUCAACAAUUGUUACUCUACACCAAUGAUCUGGAAAUCAAAUUGGCAAAACCGAAUCAAAUCGAUUCAUUUAAACUUCUUCCAACACGUCCAAAAGAGCUACUUUUUUAUCCACCACUAUCAAAUCAACAUGGUUUAUCAAGCGACUCACCCGAUUCAGGCAAAGGAAAAGAAAUCUCUUCUGAAAGUAUCUCCGAUCCUUAUACCUUAACUCUUACUGAUCACCAACAAAUUCCGAAUUCGACCAAAACAUUUUCAAUUCAUGAUGAUUUCACAACUCAAUCGAUAUCAGUACACGAUUCGUCACAACAUACACGAGCAUAUGAAUCUUCUUCGCCCUCGUUAGUUUCAUCUACAUCAUCAUGUACAUCAUCAACUUCAAUGAAAAAACACUCGAAAAGUGAUGAAAAGUAUCUUUAUCAACACAUGAAAUCGAAUGGAUCAUCUUCAUUUACCAAUUCAGCGUUCAGCCAAAGUCCACUUCGAACAGUAGCCAAAGAAUUUGAUCCUUUAAUGAAAUAA
This is a messenger RNA of Adineta ricciae, 1518 nucleotides long. NCBI's taxonomy places the organism in Eukaryota, Metazoa, Rotifera, Eurotatoria, Adinetida, Adinetidae. The record is from the annotation of a GenBank genome assembly.